This is a messenger RNA of Odobenus rosmarus divergens (Pacific walrus), 857 nucleotides long. It is a transcript of the gene STARD6, whose product is annotated as StAR-related lipid transfer (START) domain containing 6. The record is from RefSeq and is a predicted model, not a curated record. Lineage: Eukaryota; Metazoa; Chordata; Mammalia; Carnivora; Odobenidae. The transcript is spliced from 7 exons. Gene Ontology annotation, molecular function: lipid binding.
AUGGACUAUAAGGCACUUGCCCAAGAAACUGCUCAAGAAGUUUUAGAAUACAGUCAAGACACAUCAGGCUGGAAAGUGGUUUAGACUUCAAAAAAGAUAACUGUUUCCAGCAAGGCUUCUAAAAGAUUCCAUGGAAAUCUAUACCGUGUUGAAGGAAUAAUUCCAGAAUCAACAACUAAACCGUCUGAUUUCCUCUACAAAUCUGAAAACAGAGUUGCAUGGGAUAAAUCAUUGAAAAAAGUGUAUAAUAUGGUACACAAGAUUGAUUUGGACACAUUCCUAUGUCAUACCAUUACACCAAGUUUUGCCAUGGGCUCAAUUUCCCCCCGAGGCUUUAUCGACUUAGUGUACCUCAAGCACUACGAAGGGAAUAUGGAUAUUAUCGGUUCUAACGGUGUGGAUUUCCCAGCACAUCCUCCAUCUUCAAAUUAUAUCCGUGGUUAUAACCAUGCUUGUGGCUAUAUAUGUUCUCCUCUGCAAGAGAACCCAGCACAUUCCAAACUAGUGAUGUUUAUCCAGACAGAAAUGAGAGGAAAAUUGUCCCCAUCAAUAAUUGAAGCAACCAUGCCUUCCAACUUAGUAAGCUUCGUCCUCAAUGCAAAGGAUGGAAUACAGACACUCAGAGCUCCAGUAGGACGUGGAUACCAUCAUAGCGGUCACUCAUCAUUCCUAAAGGAGUGAGGCCAUAGAAAAGCAUGUGUGGCAGUUACUGCAGUUUACUUCCAAGUCAGUAUGCAUAAAUACUGUUACACUAUUCUAGACUGUAUCCUUGUACAAAUUACUGAAGGCAUUCUGUGGAAAUAAGAACUCAUAGUUGUACAAGAGAACAGCAUUAAAUAUAGUUUUUAAUCUCAUAU